AUAAACAAACAAAGCAAUCAUACUUUUCUUGGUUGGGCCUUUAUUCAUUCCCAUAUAUCACAUCUCCCAUUUUUUUUUUUAAAAAAAAGACCACUAAUAUUUUAUAGCCACCACCAUUUCUCCAUCUCCUUUAUUCUCCGGCCUUCUCCUCCCAACAUUUUCUCCCCCAAGAAUCAUAACCCCUUAAUUUUUUCCUACCAUCAAGCUUUGAUCCAUCUUUAAUUUUUUCUUUGUUUGCGUUGAGCGAUUGUUUUGAUUUCGUUCGAAAACAAAAAAUCAACCGCUCUCGCAGAAGAAAAAAAAAGAUCAAGAAGAUGGGGGAGGAACAGAAGUGUCACAAAGCCGGUGGAGGACACCGGCUUUGCGCCAACAAUUGCGGGUUUUUCGGGAGUAGCACCACCCUCGACAUGUGCUCCAAGUGCUACAAGGAUCAUUGCCUCAAGGAGCUACAGAUGAAGGAGGCGGCGCACUUCGUCAUGGACGCUGCCGCCUCCGUGGAGGCGGCAGAGAAAAGACGACAACCCACGAAUGGGUUGUCUUUUCCCCUGUCUCUCCCGGCGCCUUCUUCGUUGUGGUUAAAGCGCGAUGAUGCGCCUGAUACGGCGACGGAGGAGCCGGGGGAGACGGCGGCGCCGUGUAGGCCGAUCAGGUGCGGGACCUGCCGGAAGCGGGUGGGGCUGACGGGGUUCACGUGCAGGUGCGGGGUCACGUGCUGUGGGGCCCACAGGUACCCGGAGCGGCACGGGUGCACGUUCGACUACAGAGCGGCGGGGAGGGAGGAGAUCGCCAGGGCCAACCCGGUUGUCAAGGCGGAGAAGCUUGACCGGAUCUGACGGCGGCGGCGGGAAUUUGGGCGGGGCUGAUCGGACGGCGGAGGAGGCGUUAGACGAUGGUGACUUAUAGUUGGUUGGUUGGUGAUUGGUAUGGGGGGCUUUGAAUAACUCAUGUUGCCUCAUUAUUGUACGUUGAAAUGUCUCAAGGAGGAUUAUUAAUGAUAAUGCUUUUAUAUACUUACUCCAUUCACAAAUAAAUUUUUUGUUGCGCG
Cuscuta campestris is the source of this 1045-nucleotide messenger RNA. The record is from the annotation of a GenBank genome assembly. NCBI's taxonomy places the organism in Eukaryota, Viridiplantae, Streptophyta, Magnoliopsida, Solanales, Convolvulaceae.